Messenger RNA from Strongylus vulgaris, 669 nucleotides. The record is from the annotation of a GenBank genome assembly. NCBI's taxonomy places the organism in Eukaryota, Metazoa, Nematoda, Chromadorea, Rhabditida, Strongylidae.
AUGCUAACGCUCGGAUUUCCCGUUUCGGGAGCUUAUCUCAUGUGCUUUAUAGGAUAUAUUAUUCCUUUCACAAUGGUGCUUGGAGCUUUCAAUAUGGAUUUCGUCAGCGAUCCUGUUUCGAAUGCUGCCUACAUUAAUUACAGUGUUCCGAAUCUGGAACUGUACCGCACUGCCGUUGGCACAACGGUCGAUCAGCCAUGCGUCUUAUAUGUCAUUAUUUGUACAUCUAUCUUCCUAAUCCCCAUCUAUAUCGUAAUGUAUUUCUGUCGAUGGAAAAUCUACCGCGUGAUAUCACGCCCUACGUUUGUGCAGAAUAAUUCGACGCAGUCAAAUAUACAAAGACUUGUUAAGGCACUCACCGUUCAAUCACUUAUUCCACUGUUCACAGUAUUUCCGGCCUCUGUGUCCUACCUGUUAGCGCAAUUCAGCACGUUACACUUUCAUAUGUACAGCUACUUUAUUGUGUCUUCUCUUACCUCUCUCGUCGAUCCGAUCGUCACAAUCUACUAUGUCAAUCCAUAUCGUCGAUACACUUGGCACCUCCUAGGAUUGUCCCAAAGCGAAUUUGAAACCACUAUGUUCAGAGCGAGCUCUUUCGACAAGUCUUUUCGACGUUCAUUUAUUUCAGCACGUCAUAACUCCUCCAACAAAAUACAAUCUAACCACUGA